Messenger RNA from Aureococcus anophagefferens, 162 nucleotides. RefSeq lists its product as hypothetical. Gene Ontology annotation, molecular function: protein binding; lipid binding. NCBI's taxonomy places the organism in Eukaryota, Pelagophyceae, Pelagomonadales, Pelagomonadaceae. The annotation marks the transcript as partial. The transcript has a single exon. Gene Ontology annotation, biological process: plasma membrane tubulation; actin cortical patch localization; endocytosis. The record is from RefSeq and is a predicted model, not a curated record. Gene Ontology annotation, cellular component: Rvs161p-Rvs167p complex; mating projection tip; actin cortical patch.
GUCGCGCUCUUCGACUGCGUCGGCGACGACGACGGCGAGCUCUCCUUCGCCGCCGGGGCCCUGAUCACCGUCGUCGACGCGUCCGACGACGGCUGGUGGACGGGCGACGCCGACGGGAAGCGGGGCGUCUUCCCGGCGAACUACGUCAAGGCCGCCGCGUGA